AUGGCUUUCCGGCGUCCUUUGAUGCUGUCGUCGACAGCAUCAACGCCUUUCCUGUCCGUUGCGAGCCGUACCUCACGCCUGGGGGCAGCCUCCCGAUUCAGCACCACCACUCGGGUCUCUUCCUCCUCCAGCUCGACCUCAGCCCUCGCCUACAAGGCCCUUCAUCGCCGGUCUCCCCUCCCUCUCCCCGUCAACGAUGCCUCACCUCAAUGGGACGCCCCCACGGCCGUUUCGUCCAUUCUCUACGAAACUCCUUCCGUCCCCACCAACCCUCCCAAGCGUCACAUCCUGAACUGUCUGGUGCAGAACGAGCCCGGUGUCCUGUCCCGUGUGUCCGGUAUUCUGGCCGCUCGCGGCUUCAACAUCGACUCCCUCGUCGUCUGUAACACCGAAGUCGAGGAUCUGUCUCGUAUGACCAUCGUCUUGCAGGGUCAGGACGGCGUCGUCGAGCAGGCUCGUCGUCAACUCGAUGAUCUUGUCCCCGUCUGGGCUGUCCUCGAUUACACCGAGUCCGCUCUGGUGCAGCGCGAGCUCCUCCUCGCCAAGGUCAGCAUCUUGGGUCCCGAGUUCUUCGAGGAAUUGCUGCAGCACCACCGCGAAAUCACCACCCCCGGUGAGCAGACCGAGGGUCAGAAGGAUAAGGCUGCGCAGGUUGCCAAGACCGAGUUCCACCCUCGUAAUCUGCCCCAAUCUCAGGCUUUGAGACACAAGCAUGAGCAUCUGGAUGCGAUUACCCGUCUCACUCAUCAGUUCGGUGGAAAGGUGCUGGAUAUCAGUACUAACAACUGCAUUGUUGAGGUUUCCGCCAAACCCUCCCGUAUCGACUCCUUCAUGAAGCUUAUCGGCCCCUUCGGUGUCCUCGAGUCCACCCGUACCGGUCUGAUGGCUCUGCCCCGGUCUCCUCUCUUCGAGCCUAGCGAGGAGAUCGAGAAGGACGCCGCUGACGUUGUUGACGCCAGCACCCUUCCCCCCGGUUAA
Molecule: messenger RNA, 978 nt
Organism: Aspergillus tubingensis
Lineage: Eukaryota; Fungi; Ascomycota; Eurotiomycetes; Eurotiales; Aspergillaceae
Product: acetolactate synthase regulatory subunit
Exons: 2
Coding region: 1-978 (325 amino acids)
Biological process (GO): branched-chain amino acid biosynthetic process
Cellular component (GO): mitochondrial nucleoid; acetolactate synthase complex
Molecular function (GO): acetolactate synthase regulator activity
Source: RefSeq, a predicted model, not a curated record